AUGGGCACCAGAGGGACGGGCAGGGAUGGGCCACCGUCGCCACCGUUGCUGGCUCCCUUUCGCGCUCCGGACGAAGUGCUGACCGCGAAUAGGGGCGUGUGGAGCUUGGAGAGGUUAGGUAAUUUCCACUGCCUGGCCAAAGGGGGCCGGCUCCGUCGUGGCCGCCGACCAAGGGUGUCGACUCGGGCGGUCGGCCCAAAUGAGUGGUGGUAG
Purpureocillium lilacinum is the source of this 213-nucleotide messenger RNA. NCBI's taxonomy places the organism in Eukaryota, Fungi, Ascomycota, Sordariomycetes, Hypocreales, Ophiocordycipitaceae. The record is from RefSeq and is a predicted model, not a curated record.